AUGGGGUUGGAGUUCAGCUUUGAGAGCUCAGACCUCAAGUUAGAGCACGUGAUUUCCUUGUCUAUCGUUCUCAUCUCGAUGAUUCUCUACUGCCUGAGCCUCGUCCUCACCUCUCUCAGACAAGUUCAGCGGGUCCUCAGGACGCCUCAGUCGCUGCUGGAAUCAGUCACGCCAGAUGGAGGAACCUCGUUUGCUCAAGCACUGCAAGGUGCUCAAACUGUGUUGCGGAAGGCAAAGAAUCUCAAAAAGCAUCACCAAUUCCUGCUCUUGAUGUCUGACGGACAAUCACAUGAUGGAGAGGUGGAAAUGAAGGAGAUCUACGAUGAAUUCGGCGAGAAGAUGAAAGUUCAUACUCUUGCUUUCGGCACAAGGGCGCAGGUCGAUAAACUGAAGGCCUUGGCUCAACUUGGAGGCGGCAGCUUUCUGAAAGCAGUGGACGGGGUCGAGCUUGUGCAGGCCUUUGAACAAGUUGCAUAUAAGCUGACACAUCGUGAAACAUGA
Guillardia theta CCMP2712 is the source of this 501-nucleotide messenger RNA. RefSeq lists its product as hypothetical. The transcript is spliced from 3 exons. Bases 1 to 501 code for a protein of 166 amino acids. The record is from RefSeq and is a predicted model, not a curated record. Lineage: Eukaryota; Cryptophyceae; Pyrenomonadales; Geminigeraceae.